AUGGUAUUGUCACUCCAUAACAUAUGUUCAAUGAAUGGUUUCCAACCAAAUCAAAAAUUACAAAACGUUGAUAUUCCUUCUCAGAUGGAGCUUCCACGCCAAAUAUUGCAGAACAACACAGCCGUCACUGAAUUUGUACUCCUGGGACUCUCCAGCAACCCUGAAACCCAGCUCAUUCUGUUUGGUCUCUUUCUCCUCAUCUACUUAGUGGCCCUGUCUGGGAAUGUUCUUCUCCUUCUCACCAUCAGCUUGGACAGGAAACUUCAUAGCCCCAUGUAUUUCUUCCUAGGCAAUCUCUCUGUGGUAGACAUUGGGUAUACAACUUCCACUGUCCCCAAGAUGCUGAUGAAUUACCUGUCUCAAGACAAAACUAUCUCUCUGUCAGCUUGCUUCUCCCAGAUGUACUUCUUCAUCUCGUUUGCUGGUACUGAAUGCCUCCUGCUGGGUGUCAUGGCCUAUGACCGAUAUGCUGCCAUCUGUCAUCCACUGCAUUACAGUGUGCUUAUGAGCCCCAAAGUUUGUGUCUCUUUAGCAGCCACUGCUUGGUUUCUGGGCUUGGCUAAUUCAGGUGUGCACGCUGCCCUCAUGUCCCUUUUGUCCUUCUGUCAGGACAACGUCAUCCAUCACUUUUUCUGUGAUGUCCCACCUCUUUUGCAGCUUUCAUGCUCCAGCACUCAAGUCAAUCGUAUUGUAGUCCUUAUGGUGGGUGGAAGUGUGAUAAUUGGUUCCUUCCUGUGUACACUAGUGUCUUAUGUCUACAUAGUCACAUCCAUCCUCAGGAUCCAUACGAAGGAUGGCCGUCUCAAAGCCUUCUCCACCUGUGUUUCUCACCUCGUUGUGGUCAACAUAUUUUAUGGCACUGCAAUCAUUACAUACCUUAUCCCUAGCAAUACUUCUCAGAAAAAGGACCAGGUUUUGUCUGUUUUCUAUGGGAUCAUUGCACCUAUGCUUAAUCCAAUCAUAUACAGUUUGAGGAACAGGGAUGUACAAAAUGCCCUUCGGAAAAAAUGGGUAGGAUGUAACAGAAGGAAUUGUUUUUCAGGGCUCAAAAAUUCUACUUUGUGA
Gekko japonicus is the source of this 1065-nucleotide messenger RNA. Its product is annotated as olfactory receptor 1020-like. Bases 1 to 1065 code for a protein of 354 amino acids. Gene Ontology annotation, biological process: G protein-coupled receptor signaling pathway. Gene Ontology annotation, molecular function: olfactory receptor activity; G protein-coupled receptor activity. The transcript has a single exon. Gene Ontology annotation, cellular component: membrane. The record is from RefSeq and is a predicted model, not a curated record. Lineage: Eukaryota; Metazoa; Chordata; Lepidosauria; Squamata; Gekkonidae.